Erigeron canadensis is the source of this 931-nucleotide messenger RNA. RefSeq lists its product as uncharacterized. The coding region runs from base 204 to 686 and encodes 160 amino acids. The transcript has 5 exons. NCBI's taxonomy places the organism in Eukaryota, Viridiplantae, Streptophyta, Magnoliopsida, Asterales, Asteraceae. Gene Ontology annotation, cellular component: chloroplast inner membrane; chloroplast thylakoid membrane. The record is from RefSeq and is a predicted model, not a curated record.
AAAGGGACUAAAUAAAUUAAGCAAAUGACAAAUCCUUAAUAAAAGUUUAGGUGUUGAAGGCAUCGUUGGACCAAAAACGAAAUCAAUAAACCCCCCGAACUCUUUCUCAUCAUCAUCAGCAGCAGCAAACCACUAAAUUUCACUCACAAACUUUCCGUUUAUAUUCUUACAAGUACAGCAGCAGUGAGAUUGUGGAAGCCAAAAUGUCUUCACUUUCAAAUUCAUCCCUUCUUCUAUCCAACACCCAUCAUUUCUCUUCUUCUUCCGGUUCCUCUUUACAGAAGUGUGAUAACGGGAUUAUCAAAGUACCAAUUCGGCAAUUGGUCCCAUCCAAAAGGACAUUAUCUAUCCAAGCAAGAUACAGUGAUGAAGAAAGAUCAAGCAGUGGGAGUGCCUUCAUUGGUGGCUUUGUUCUAGGAGGUUUGUUUGUUGGCACACUCGGCUGCAUUCUCGCCCCUCAGAUAAGCAAGGCGUUAGCUGGAACCGACAAAAAGGAGUUACUGAAGAAGCUGCCAAAUUUCAUUUAUGAUGAAGAAAAAGCCUUGGAGAAAACCCGUCAAAAGUUGGCGCAGAAGAUAGCAGAGUUGAACUCUGCUAUAGAUGAUGUGUCGUCUCAGUUAAAGUCAGAUGAUGACGAGCCUGUUGCUAAUGGUGUUGUUCCUGACGAAACCGAAGCUCUUGCCUAAGGAUAUCAGUCUCAUGGUCUUGUUGUGCAUCUUUGUUGUCACAGAUAUUUGGUACUGAAGUUUUUAAUUAUAAAACUUUUAAUUUAGUCAUACAUGUGGUCUUUUUGUUGUUACUGUGUGUGUCCAUACUUUUGGAUGUUACAAUUUGUGAGUAUUAGGGUGAUGGCGGGCUUGUAAUGGAUCAGAUGUGGUAGUCAUGGUUUAAUAAAUCAUCUAAGCGAACGCGCUUUCAGGCGCUUCUCCUA